Molecule: messenger RNA, 1554 nt
Organism: Talaromyces marneffei
Lineage: Eukaryota; Fungi; Ascomycota; Eurotiomycetes; Eurotiales; Trichocomaceae
Exons: 2
Coding region: 1-1554 (517 amino acids)
Biological process (GO): proteolysis
Molecular function (GO): aspartic-type endopeptidase activity
Source: RefSeq, a predicted model, not a curated record
AUGUCGCUACGCAGCUUUGCCCUUCUGGGUCUAGCUGCCAGCGCCCUUGCUGAGCCCAAGGUGCUGUACAUGCCAAUGACCCGCAACCCAAAUGCCAACCCUCUCGCCAAACGAGACGCUGCCUCCGUCACCGUCACAAAUGCCAUGAACGAAGGCAUCUACUUUGUGAACGCUACAGUCGGAACCCCCGGUCAGCUGGUGCAGUUGGUCUUGGAUACUGGCAGCAGUGAUGUCUGGUUUUUCGGUCCUAAUUCGUGCAACGCGCAAACCUCUGAUUGUCUAGGUGGUAUAUAUGACCCCUCCAAGUCCUCGACCGUUCAGCUAUUCGAACCCACAGGCGGCUUUUUCAUUCAAUACGGCACACCUAAUUCCAGCGUGACUGGUAAUUAUAUCCUAGAUAAUUUCAGCGUUGGCGAAGCCAGCGUCAAAAACCUUACCAUGGCUUAUGCUACCAAUGCGCAGUACGUUCCUACCGGUAUAAUGGGUAUUGGAUUCGACACCAACGAGGCCAUUACAGGAGAAGGCGGCCAGCCCUAUCCAAACUUUGUCGAUAUACUCAAGUCACAAAACGUCAUCAGCACCAGGGCAUACAGUUUGUGGUUGAAUGAUCUGGAUUCAAAAACUGGAAACUGUUUGUUUGGUGGCUACGAUACCAAGAAAUUCUCCGGCAACCUCUUGACGGUGCCCAUUCAGCCCGACGAGUCCUCUCGUCAAUUGACCAGUAUGACUGUCGCAUGGACUUCUCUCGGCAUUACGACCAAAUCUGGGUCACAGACAAUUACUGCCGCGUCGUUUAAAUCGCCCGCGUUGCUCGAUUCCGGUACCACAGUGAGCAUAGUGCCGAUGGAUAUCUAUCAACUAUUGCUCAAGUUCUUCGAUGCCACAGUAGACGAAGCAGGUGAUGCAAUUGUCCAAUGCGCGCUUCUUGAUGAGGCGGGCUCUCUUGACUUUACAUUUGGUGGACCCAACGGUCCAACCAUCAAGGUUCCUUUCUCCCAGUUUGCGUUACCUGCAAUGAACACAAACGGCGGGCAGGCGAAAUUUAACGAUGGCUCGUUGGCGUGUUUCCUUGGUCUAGAAGGAACACAAGGAGAUAUGCCCGUCAUUCUCGGCGACACUUUCCUUCGCUCUGCCUAUGUUGUGUACGAUCUCGACAACAAGCAAAUCUCUCUCGCGCAAACCGUCUUCAAUGCAACGGACAGCAACAUCGUUGAAAUUACCUCCGCCAGCCCUAUUGCCAGUGUUGUUAGCGGCGCCACAGUCACCCAGACCGCCACUGGCAACCCCAACCAAUAUGGCGGUCCUACUGCCACCGCCGCUCCGACCGGCUCGAGGGGUGGCUCAGGCGGCUCAGGCGGUUCAGAUGUUACCACCAGCAGCAUUACCGUGUCUCUUGAUCCUGUCGCGCAGACUGGCUCUGCAUCCUCCUCCUCCUCAGCAUCCUCUGGUCAGAAAUCUUUGGCCAACCCUGCUCCUGUUCCGGAUUUCAUGAGCACGGCCCUCAUUGCUGGAGCGUCUAUGUUGCUUGGAGGAGUUUUCUUCGCCCUUCAUUAG